GUUGCCAUGGUAACUGCUCGGUGUGCAUCGGAGCCAAUCAGCUGUGAGGUGCCGAAAGAUAAAGGACGUAAAGGCGUCUUUUAUCUUAAAAAAGGCUGCACGGCGGCAAACUUCCGGCGGCUGCAGGCUUCUACGUUCCACAGGUUAUCAAUAUCAGCGAUAUUUACACGAUCUGAUUAAUGUUUAUCACUUAGAUGACCUGACCAGCCACAUUGCCUAGUCAUAAUCCAGGCAAUAACCCUCUCACAAGAAAAAUGUCAAACCCAAGGCACCUCAACCAGGAAUGCAUCACUCCAGUGAGCACCAUUCUUGCAAAUCUCCUUCACCGUAGCAUCGCUUCAGGCCACAUCUAGGAGCGGUCGCCGCCAUGACGUCCGCCGAGGGGACGCGGUCGCGCACCAUCCAACGGCCGCAGAUGCGGGUCGACCCGGAGGACGCCGACAACCCGUUCGUGCUGCCGGCAAACUCGGAGGUGUUCACCUUCCGGCAGCAGGAUGUGCAAAACCAGAAGGAGAAGAAGGACAUGCAGCUCUCGAUGCCCAUCUACAAGCGGCAGUAUCACCAGCCGCGGAUCACCGCCAGGCUGCCGCCGACGCCCGAGCCCGAGGACCCGCAGGUGGCGCAGGAUGACGCCUUUUUCCGCAAGAACCUGGCCUACACGCGAGUGGCCAUGCAAAACAAGGGUGUCGAGCGGCAGACGCUGGCUGAGUUCGUGCAGAACAAGAAGGACAUGUUCUUCCUCCAGUACACCAUCAACGUGAAGCGCGAGCAGAUGACCAAGCUGGACACGACAGUGAAGGAGGAGCAGGAGCGGCUGGACCACGAUAAGAAGAAGAUCGAAAAGGACUACCAGGUGUUUGACGAGUUUCUCAAGGAGAACGAUCACAUGGCGGUCGAGGCGAUCCGUCUAGCCGAGGACGAGGCCAAAACGACACUGGAUAAGGUGGCACAGAUCCGCCAGAUCAACAUCCAGAUCAUGGCCACCAAGAGCUUCAUCAUCAAGCUGGAGGAGCGGUUCCGCGAGCUGCGCAUGUACCGGCGCUUCCUGUUCCUGCUGGCGCCCGCCGAGUGGCGUGCGGAGCGCGAGGCCAACGCCCAGCGGCUGCGGCUGGAGCGCGAGGCGCUGCAGCUCGACGAGACGGCCUCGCUGCUGUCGCAAUCGGGCAGUCUGUUGGCUCCCGAGCACCGCCAGAGGCGCCGGCGUAGCAACCUCAACACGACGCCGAGCCGCGUCAGCCAGCUGGCGGUGAACAACCGGCGCGCCACACUGGCGCCCGUCUCCAGCCGCGCCAGCAACCAGUUCUCGCGGCGCAAAGCCUCGAUCGCGGCGAGCGGCGCCGGCACGCCGACGGCGGCCAACUCGGCGCGCGCCUCCGUCACCACGCUGGCCACGGUGACCAGCGUGCCGACGGCGCGGCGGCCGAGCAUGCUGCCGCAGCGCACCUCGUCCUGCGCCCUGCAGGACGACGAGACGGCCGCCGACGCCGAGCUCUACUUCUCAGACACCCAGCAGCUGUUCGCCGUCUUCCAGGAGCUGGAGGAGCAGAACCUGAAGCUGAUACAGAACUCGCAGGAAACUGAGGAGUCGCUAGAGGAGAUGAAGACCUCCGGCGAGGUGACCAAGGAGCGGAUCAGCCGCGAGGUGACCGUGCUGGAGCAGCAGGUCGGACUCCUGGAGGAAGCCGUCAGGUGGGAGGAGGAGAAGAGCGAACAGCUGGAGCUGUUCUGCAAGAUCUUCAACCAGGGCGAGUUCAAGGCGGAGGAGCAGGAGAGCGCUCUGGCCGAGCUCAACGAACGCGUCACUGAGGUGUACACAGUGAUCCUGGGCGAGAACCAGGCCAACAUCAGCACGCUGCAGAUGCUGGCCUCGCUCGAGAGCCACAUCGAGGACAUGUUCGGCUACCUGGAGACGGUGCCUGCCGACCGGCUGCAUGCUGCGGAAAAGCUGCGUGACCGCGAGCGUCGUCUGAAGCUGCGCGAGCUCAAGAUCGUGCAGCAGCAGCAGGCGCAGGCGGAGCGGCUGCGCCGGACGCGCCAGCGCGCUAUGGCUGAGGUGGUGCGACACACGGGCCGGCCGCUGGUGUUCCGCUCCCGGCCUCCCACCCCGCAGCAGCUGCAGCGAAAGACGGCCAAGGAGACCGAGGAGGAACUCGAGGAAUUCAACUACUUCUUCGGCGAGUGAUGAAACGAGUUCGACGAUGCCUCGGCGAGCGACGGGUGCCUGGAAGUGCCGCCUGUUAGACAGUGCGCUGGAUGUGUCAUCAACUCAUCUCGGAGGGUGCAGAUGACCGGUCACGACACGCGAACGAAAAGAGGCGAAGGGGAAGUGCAAUUGUCCGACACUACACAAAAUGUCCAGUCAUGUCUUGUACUUUCACUAUAAUAUACUCACAAUUGAUA
Molecule: messenger RNA, 2400 nt
Organism: Amphibalanus amphitrite
Lineage: Eukaryota; Metazoa; Arthropoda; Thecostraca; Balanomorpha; Balanidae
Product: cilia- and flagella-associated protein 100-like
Exons: 5
Coding region: 368-2182 (604 amino acids)
Source: RefSeq, a predicted model, not a curated record